Cotesia glomerata is the source of this 708-nucleotide messenger RNA. RefSeq lists its product as uncharacterized. The record is from RefSeq and is a predicted model, not a curated record. The coding region runs from base 1 to 708 and encodes 235 amino acids. Gene Ontology annotation, molecular function: nucleic acid binding. The transcript is spliced from 2 exons. NCBI's taxonomy places the organism in Eukaryota, Metazoa, Arthropoda, Insecta, Hymenoptera, Braconidae.
AUGGGUCAAUUACCAAUUCAUCGAGUUACUCCUUUUCGUCCCUUUUUGCAUACCGGUGUUGACUAUGCUGGACCAUUCAUGCUAAAAACUUGGAGAGGACGCAAUGCUCGUGAAUAUAAAGCAUACAUUGCCUUAUUUGUCUGUGAAUCUACGUCAGCUAUUCAUCUAGAACUUGUCACCGAUUAUACAACUAAUGCCUUCAUAGCAGCUUAUAAACGGAGCGGACUCGGAACUUCGAAACCUCUUUUCUUCAACAUCAAACUAGCUUCACUCCUCGCCAAUGACGGUACUCAAUGGUUGUUUAAUCCUCCUUCUGCUCCUCAUUUCGGUGGAAAGUGGGAAUCUGGAGUGAGAUCAACAAAACACCAUCUUUGUAGAGUAAUAGGAGAACAACAACUAACUUACGAAGAAAUAAGUACCUUCCUGACUCAAGUUGAAGCUGUUUUGAACCCAAGGCCUCUUUGUUCGCUCACUAAAGAUCCUGAUGAUCUUUCCGUGCUAACUCCUGGUCAUUUUCUUAUAGGAGGACCACUAAAUAUUGUACCUGAACCUUCUUUAGAAGAUAUUCAAAUAUCUCGUCUUUCUCGAUGGCAGCUUCUGCGACGCAUAACUGAUGAUUUUUGGACUAAGUGGUCUAAAGAAUAUCUUCAAAAGUAUCAACCGAUUUACAAAUGGAAUCAACCAAUGCCUGAAUUCAAACCAGGGUAA